Lytechinus pictus (painted urchin) is the source of this 434-nucleotide messenger RNA. RefSeq names its product late histone H2B.L3-like. The record is from RefSeq and is a predicted model, not a curated record. Gene Ontology annotation, cellular component: nucleosome. Gene Ontology annotation, molecular function: structural constituent of chromatin; DNA binding; protein heterodimerization activity. Bases 14 to 385 code for a protein of 123 amino acids. The transcript has a single exon. NCBI's taxonomy places the organism in Eukaryota, Metazoa, Echinodermata, Echinoidea, Temnopleuroida, Toxopneustidae.
UACUACAAUCAUCAUGCCUGCUAAAGCUCAAACCGCUGGAAAGAAGGGAUCGAAGAAGGCCAAGGCUCCCAGGCCUACUGGAGACAAGAAGAGGAGAAGGCGCCGAAAGGAAAGCUACGGAAUCUACAUCUACAAGGUUCUGAAGCAGGUUCACCCCGACACUGGUAUCUCAAGCCGUGCCAUGUCCAUCAUGAACAGCUUCGUCAACGAUGUCUUCGAGCGCAUCGCCGGUGAGGCAUCCCGUCUUGCCCACUACAACAAGAAGUCCACCAUCAGCAGCCGUGAGGUCCAGACCGCUGUCCGUCUCCUCCUCCCUGGUGAAUUGGCCAAACACGCCGUCUCUGAGGGCACCAAGGCCGUCACCAAGUACACCACCUCCAAGUAGAUUUGGUUUGCGCCAUUUUUACUACUAAACGGCUCUUUUCAGAGCCACC